Molecule: messenger RNA, 578 nt
Organism: Bactrocera oleae (olive fruit fly)
Lineage: Eukaryota; Metazoa; Arthropoda; Insecta; Diptera; Tephritidae
Source: RefSeq, a predicted model, not a curated record
AUUAAAGUGCAUGUACCUGAAGAAGUAUCACAUAGUACUCAUGAAACAAUAAUUUAUGAACCCGCUAACAAAAUUAUUCAUCAUCAUCAACAUCGCAAAUAUCCACAGAAAUCAGUAGGUUAUCAAUUACGACAUAACCAACAUAAUUAUGUACUGGAAGAUAACUUAUUAGCAGACUUUAAAAAUCCAACUGUUGAUUCAAAUGUGGCAUAUAUAAACCCCGAUGAAUAUGGAAAAGAGCAUUUAACACAACAAACUGAAAUUUAUGAAUAUGAUUAUGAUAAGGCUGCAUAUAAAAGACCCGUAAAGUAUAUAAAUACCUAUAAAGUGAUCAAAUGUCAGGAACCAAUAAAAAGCAAAACUUUAUACCCACCACAUCCACACAAACACCAACAUAAGUCGAAAACACAUAACGAACUAUAUAAAUUUAUUGAGUCAAAAUAUCUGCCAACAACGGGGGAUGGACAUGAGCUCCACAAAUCAGCUGAUAGCAGAGAUCAUUACCAUUAUCCAGUCAGAACGGAAACAAAGUCUAUAAAACCGCACACCCAUACGAAAGUGGUUACAUAUCAAGGAAC